CACCACCAGACAACCACCAGUCCACCAGACAUGUCUGGUAAAUAUUUACCUUGGUAAAUAUUUUGCGCGAAACACGGUCUACAAAUAAUUUUAGAUUGUGGUUUAGAAUUUAUUGUUGACAAGAUGUCGCAGAUUGAGAAACUCCAAAUUCAAGGAAUUCGAAGUUAUAAAGAGCCAGCGGUCAUUGAAUUUUUCACUCCUCUUACAUUGAUUGUUGGUACAAAUGGCGCUGGAAAAACAACAAUAAUUGAAGCAUUAAAUUACAUUACAACUGGUGACAUGCCACCAAACAGUAAGGGAGCUGCAUUUGUUUUUGAUCCAAAGGUUGCUGGUUCACAAGAGGUUAAGGGUCAAGUAAAGCUAAUGCUGAAGGACAUGAGUGGCCAUCGAAUUAUUGCUACAAGAUCUUUAGUGUCAACUCAGAAGGCAAAAAAAGUUGAAUGUAAGUCACUUGAGAAUGUAAUAAAACGGAACAUCAAUCAAGAGUGGCACCAAAUUAGCUCAAAAUGUGCUGAUAUAAACAAAGAAAUGGUCACUUGCCUGGGUGUAUCAAAAGCAGUUUUGGAUUGUGUAAUAUUUUGUCACCAAGAAGACUCGUUGUGGCCACUUAGUGAAGGAAAGGUUUUAAAAACAAAGUUUGACGAUAUUUUUGCAGCGACAAGAUACAUAAAAGCUCUUGAAGCUAUAAGAAAGUUGCGUAAAGAGCAGGUGACAGAAGUUAAAAAAUUUAAAACAGAACUGGAUUAUUUGAAGGCAAACAAAGACAAAGCAGACGAGAUUGCUGAAAGUAUGGAAAAAUCGUCAGAGCAGCUUGAGAACGCACAACAAAAAGUUGAUGAAUUGAAUAAUUCCAUCACACCUGUUGAAACCCGUUUACGAGAUCUUUCAAAAGUUCAGAAAACGCUGAAUGAGUUCGAGCGAAAAUUAGAUAUUCUACUUUCUCGCAAGAAAUCAUUGGUUGAAAUGAAUAAAGAUAUCGCUGGAAAAAUAACUAAUUUUUUUCAAGGGUCAAAACAAGAUCUUGAAACGUUUGCCAGGGAGUUUGAAAGUAAAGUAAAAAACAAAGAAACACAAUUGAUUGAGGUGGAAGAUAAUGUUCGUUUGAAAGAUCGUAAUUACUCUGAACUUUCUUCAGAAAAGAACUCGAUUUUAGUGAACCAUGGCAAACUACAACAAGAAGCGGCGAGGCACGAGUCAAAUAUAAAGCAGAGAGACGCGAUGAUCGUGAGGCAAUCAGACACAUUUCAAUUCGAAGGAUUUGACUCACCGCCAUUCUCAUCUGAAAAAGUGACGCAGUUCAAGGAAGCUACGAAAAUCAUGUACCAGAAAAUGAUACAAGAUGGCAAAGACUCGAAGCAAGCUUAUCAGAAACGUAUCGGCACAGUUCAGAGCACAAUAGAUGACAUCAAGAAAACGCUUUAUCAAUACGAGGAAACCAUUAGAAUUAAAACGAAUUUAUUGAGCGAAAACCAAAGAAAGUUAAAACAGGUUGGAAAAGACUUGAGCAAUGUUGAUGCUUCAGCGAAGAAACUUCAAAGAACUGAAAAGGAGUUAAAUGCUGCGGAGAAAGACUUGGAGGACACAAAGGCCAGCGGUAACGUCCUUCAAUGGAAAACAGAACUCGAGAAAUCACAGAAAGAAAAACGUCAAUUUGAAACAGAACUGAGUCGACUUCGAGAAGAGCAACAAACAAUGCACUUGAACUCAACAACCCAGGCUAAACUAGAUAUGUUUAGGAAACAGAAAGAAGCCAAAGAAGACGCAAUUCAAAAAGUCAUUGACAAACACGAGGAAGAACUAAGAACAAUGUUUGGCUCAUGUGGACCAACAGAUACACUCAAGCCAAGGGUUUCAAGUUUUCUUAAAGAAAAGCGAACCGAAGUCAAGAAUACAACUAUCAAUAUUCAGAAAUUAAAACAGCAACAAUCUUCCAAACAAGCAGAACAAAGAAUGACUUUAGAUGAAAUUGAAAAGUUGGAAAAUGUUAUUGCUGGAUACGAGAAAAAACUGCAGGAAACUUGUGGCGAUGAAGAAUAUGAUACUUUGAAAGAAAAUCUUUACAACGGCAUUGAGCAAGCAAAAAGUAAGUGCAGUCAGCUGUCGGCAUUCGAAACUAUCUUUAAGAAAUAUAUUACAACGAUGGAAGAAAAGAAAAAGGAACCAUGUUGUCCUUUGUGCCACAGACAGUUCGAUACUUUGAAGGACAUGCAAAAACUUGUGAAUGAGCUAAAAGAUAAAAUUCACAGAGUGCCGGAGAAAAUGGCCGCGCAACAAAAUAGCCUAGAACGAGAUGAGAAAAUGUACGAGCAGUUGCAGAAAUUACGUUCUGUUAAAGACAAUCUUGAGGAAUAUAAGAAUACAAAGUUGCCCUCAGCUAAAGAAAAAUUGUCUGAAGUAUCUCAACAAUGCGAAGAGCUUCAAAAUAAAAUCGAAGAGUUGGAAGACGUUCGUGCUGUGAUUGAGAGUGAAGAAAGCAGUGCGGGGAUGAUUGAACCUGAUCUCGUGAUGUUGGAAGAAAAUCAGAAAUCUUUGAAGUCGCUUGAUAAAGAAAUCAGCUUGCUUCAAGCGAAAGUACAAGGCGUGGCUCCAGGACGCAGUAUGCAACUGGUGACGAAUGAAAUAUCAGACUGUCAAGAUCGAGUGGAUGGAUUAAAUCGCGUUAUUGACAGGAAAAGAAACCAAAUUUCACAACAGGAGAGUCGUAUUGCUACAUUAACAAGCAACGUUCAUGAAUUAAACUCUGAAAAGUUACGUUUAAGUGGUGAACUGCAGCGAAGAUCUCAUCUUGAAGAACAAAAGGCUGAACUAACGGCUGUGAAUAUGGAAAAUGAGAGGGAAAUAAAGGAAGCGAAAAGACAACUGGAACCAGUGAGGGAAAGAUUAGAUGAACAUGAAAAUCAAUACAAGUCUCUGUCCAACGAGCAACAAGAACAAGUUGAAAAAACUAACGCGAAGCUGAAUGAGAUAAAGAGUUAUUCCCUUAAAUUUAAAGAUAAAAUGGACGAGAUUCGAGCAUACAUCGAUGAAAAUCGAGCGAGUGAGUUGGAUAAUGUUGAAGGAGAACUGAAGUCAAUUGAAGAGAAAAUUCAGAUAUUUAAUGAAGAGAGGAAGAAAUUAAUUUCGCGAUUAGAUAUACUAAAAGAUGACUUAUCAAAGCGAAAGGUUCGCAGUCGAGAACUUCAGGAUAACAUGAAAUUUGUUGAAAACGAGGAAAACGUGUCAAAAUUAGAGGAUGAAAUAAAUACAAUAAGAUCAGAACAGGAAAGAGUCGGGGAUAUUAACAAAUUACAAAGAGAGCAAAAUAAUUUGUCGAGAAGAUUGGAAGAAUAUCGCAAACAGAAAGCGACGUGCGAAGGAAUGCAAACUGGUCUUGAAAGAGAAAUUACAAGAUUUCAGAAAGAACUGCAAGACCCGAUGUUCAAAGAUGCUGACAGUAAACAUCGUAACAAACUCAUCGAGAUUAAGACCACAGAAAUGGCAAAUGAUGAUUUGGAUAAGUACUACAAGGCUUUAGACAGGGCUAUCAUGAAGUUUCAUAGCAUUAAAAUGGCAGAAAUCAACAAGAUUGUCAAAGAAUAUUGGAUCAAUACUUACAAAGGCAACGACAUUGAUACAAUUGAAAUUCGUUCUGAUGAAGAUCCUGAAACUUCUUCAAUAGCAGCUCGCAGAAGUUACAACUAUAAGGUCGUAAUGUUAAAAGAUGGCGUAGCAUUAGACAUGCGUGGUCGCUGUAGUGCUGGUCAAAAAGUUUUGGCGUCAUUAAUCAUAAGACUGGCACUAGCUGAAUCAUUUUGUCUCAAUUGUGGAAUUUUGACUCUUGAUGAACCAACGACGAAUUUAGAUGACGAAAAUAUUGAAAGUCUUGCAAGCCAGCUCAGUAGUAUCGUAAGUACUCGAAACCCUCAGAAAAAUUUUCAGUUGGUUGUGAUCACCCAUGACGAACACUUCGUUGAUUUGCUGAGUCAAGGAGAUUUCGUCGAAUAUUAUUAUCGCGUUGCCAAAGACGAGGGUGGUAUAUCGAGAAUCUACAAGCAGAGCACCUCAGGCGUUCAAGAAAGUUCUUAGUUUUUUAAAAAUAUUUAUUAGGUUUGUUUGACAUUUUGUUUGAAAGACACUUUAUUAAUCCAAGAAUGGAAAAUAUCACAGUCACAGACUGUAAAUGACAAACACAGGUUAAGGUUACAUAGUCAAACAUUCUCUUCAUGCAGCACAUGCAAUUACCUGAGAAUUUAAACUAUACUUACAAAGUAGUUGCGUUUAGUGGAUUGGUUUUCUACAGGAAAAUACAAACUAAAGCUCCCUGACAAAUUUUUACACGGGUUAAAUCUGUUGUUUUUCCCGAGAACGGAACAUCUCUGCGGAAAACCCUAACUGAAAUG
This is a messenger RNA of Dendronephthya gigantea, 4379 nucleotides long. RefSeq names its product DNA repair protein RAD50-like. Bases 124 to 4065 code for a protein of 1313 amino acids. Gene Ontology annotation, biological process: double-strand break repair; telomere maintenance via recombination; telomere maintenance via telomerase. Gene Ontology annotation, molecular function: single-stranded telomeric DNA binding; G-quadruplex DNA binding; ATP hydrolysis activity. Gene Ontology annotation, cellular component: condensed nuclear chromosome; Mre11 complex; nucleus. NCBI's taxonomy places the organism in Eukaryota, Metazoa, Cnidaria, Anthozoa, Malacalcyonacea, Nephtheidae. The record is from RefSeq and is a predicted model, not a curated record. The transcript is spliced from 40 exons.